AUGGACACCGCGCGCGAGCGCCUGAGCCACGCGUGCUUGCUGGUGAGCAAAGCGACCGGGCACCUCGAAGCGGCGUGCGCCGAGCACGAGGCGGCGCAGGGCACGGUCAAGAGAUGGGUCAAGGCCGCGACCGCGACCGCGACCGCGUCGGGAUCUGACGACCGCGACGACGCCGCGUUCGACCCGGUCGGCCAGCGCGCGCGAGACCUGCGGAGGAUGAACCUCGGACGGAAGGACGCGCCCGCACCGGCGGCGGGGAGCGAGGAGACUCCAGGGAAGAGCGUCGCGAGCGCGAGCGCGAGCGCCAGGGCGCUGCCGGCGGAGUUCGUCGCGCUGAGGAAUAAGUACGUCGACGCGGCGACGACGCACACCUCGAGCGGGCUGCUGGAUAUUCGAGACUCGAUACGCGCGUCCUCGACGCCGUUCAUGGCCAAGCUCAGCGCGCGCCGCGGGCGAGGGAGGAAGAAGUCGACGCGACGCGCGACGCGAGCGGACGGCGAGGAAUGCGACGCGCGCGUCGACGACUUGGUCGCGGCGCGCGCGACGCUCGCCGCGACGCGCUGGAUCGAACGCGCGCUCGAGGGGGUGAACUGGCGCGCGAUGAAACGAGAGUCGUCUGAUGACGCGCACGAGCUGUGUGACGUCGCGUACACCAUCGGGUGCGUCGUGAGGCUGUGGAAGGAGUGCGCGCCGAGAGUGGAGCGGCUGUCGAAACUCCCGGAUGCGCGCGCGGCGACGCGCCGCGACGCGUUUUUACUCGCGUUGUGCGCGUCGAAGAAGCUGUCGUACCCGGACCGCAGCGAGUACGCGGCGCUGGAGACGACCGCGAUGCGCGAGGUGACGCGCUCCAUGGAGAGCGACGGGUCGUUCCUGACGUGGCUCCCGGAACAGUGCUGGCAGGGCGGCGUCCCUCCGCCGCCGCCCGACGUGAGUUUAAAGAGCCCGAAGGAGGCGUACGUCGAGGUCGCGUCGGCGUGGCAGCGGAUACAGUCGAACCUGUUCAUGGCGCAGCUCGAGUCGUCGCUGUAUCACGACUUGAUACCGGACAUAUUCGUGAACGCGUUCGAGUCCGGGGAGAUGCGCGAGGACGAGCUCGCGUGGAAGCUGCGCGCGGUGCGUUCGAUCGUGAUGGCGGGGAAGCGCGACCGGUGCGCGACGAUCGGCGUCUACGAAGACGUCGCGUGA
Messenger RNA from Micromonas pusilla CCMP1545, 1185 nucleotides. RefSeq lists its product as uncharacterized. Lineage: Eukaryota; Viridiplantae; Chlorophyta; Mamiellophyceae; Mamiellales; Mamiellaceae. The record is from RefSeq and is a predicted model, not a curated record. Bases 1 to 1185 code for a protein of 394 amino acids. The transcript has a single exon.